This is a messenger RNA of [Candida] anglica, 2080 nucleotides long. The record is from the annotation of a GenBank genome assembly. Lineage: Eukaryota; Fungi; Ascomycota; Pichiomycetes; Serinales; Debaryomycetaceae.
GUAAAAACUUUUCUCUGUCCAAGUUCAAGCUCUUACUCCGUAAUCUAUCCUCUAAUAAUCUAGCCAUGGUUGUUGGUACAGUGCAAGGGAUCCAUACUGAGUUCCCAGACUCAAAUAGAACAGUGUCUCUCUUUAUGAUCAAUUCAAGACAUCCACUCAAUGUCAAGCCAUCUGGGAACUCGUGGUUAAUGAGAGAUAUCGACCCCAAGAUUCUUCCAAGACAUAAGCAAAUGGGGGAUCUUGCCGUUUUUCCUGAUGAAUUACUAAUGGAUAUCCUUUCAUUUGUUGAUGAUGAGAAAUCUCUUCAAAAUUUGUCAUAUACUUCUCGAAUCAUGUAUGCUUUCCUAUACGAUGAGGAAGUAUGGAGAAAGUUGUAUACAAAGAGGAUUGUGGAAAGUGGUAGUGGUGGACAAGAUAUCCAAUGGAGAGGGUCCUGGAGAUGUACCAUGCUUCAUAUCGAUAAUAAUCAUCAAGCAAACUUGCAAAUCCCCGACAAUUUACUUUGUUCAGACAUCUUGUACAGACCAUAUCAAUGUUCUAAUGUAGAUUAUGAUAAAGUAUUCCACAAGAUUGCCCAAGAGGAGGAGAAAUAUUACUUCACUUCAUUAGAGAACCCACUGAAUGUAUUGGAUAAAUUACCUAGAGGUAGAAUUCCUAGAGUACCAGAACAAUGCAUGACAUUGGAAAAAUUCAACACUCAAUGGCAUGAUAAACCAUUCAUCUUAACGAAUGGUAAUAAGGAAAGAUGGCCAAGAUGGGACUUGGCAGCCUUAUUGAGCCGGUUCCCCAAUGUAAGGUUCCGUCAAGAGGCGGUACAAUGGCCACUCUCGUUGUAUGCCCAAUAUUUGAACAACAACAAGGAUGAAAGUCCGUUGUAUUUGUUUGAUUGUAGCAGUGUAGCCAUGAAGACACUCCGUGAGGAGUACAAGCCACCGCAAGUGUUCCGGGAGGACUUGUUCAAAGUGUUUUCUGGAGGAGAUGAUCAAGCGGUUGUUGACGGUCAACUGGCUGUUAAUUGUAGACCUGACCAUGCAUGGUUGAUUGUUGGACCUAAACGAUCGGGAUCUACAUUCCAUAAGGAUCCUAAUUACACAUCGGCAUGGAACACGGCACUCACGGGGAGAAAGCUCUGGAUCAUGUUACCACCGGAUAUCACCCCACCAGGGGUAGGUACCGAUGAUGAAGAGAGUGAAGUGACAUCUCCUGUAGGAAUUGCUGAAUGGGUUAUUUCAGGAUUCUUCAAUGAUUGUCUCAAGAUUGAUCAAUGUCAGAUUGCCAUCACAUUCCCAGGUGAAUGUAUGUACGUGCCUUCAGGAUGGUGGCAUUCUGUCAUCAAUCUUGAUGAUAGUGUAGCGUUAACUCAAAACUUUGUACCACUUCCAAAACUUGCCAAUGCUUUGAAUUUCUUCAAGAAUAGAAGAGAACAGAUUAGUGGGUUUAGACCCAAGGAAGUGAAGGAGGCUAUGGAUAGUUUGAUAAACUCCACUACCACCGAGAAUGAAAACAUAGAGAAACUCAAGGAAUAUAGUGAGAAAUUUAAUUCCUUAGAACUCCGCAAUCAAAAUGAAGAUUGUGGAGAAAUUCUUUGUAGUGAGCUCCCACCAAUGCCGAUCUAUGAGCUUUUCAUAGAACUUCUUGAGCUGAAUGGUAGGGGCGAGGAAUUGGAACAAGCUAAGCUUCAACUUGCACGGAUGGAAAGGAAAGUCCAAGGGCCAGGGAAGAGUGAAGUUUGGGAAAAGUUGCAACAAGAAAAGAGUAGUGGAUUUUCUUUUGGAUUUGAUGACGAGAGUGAUGAAGAGUAGGGGCAUUGGGAGAGAUACUGGCUAGAAGAACAGGACCCGUUGUAGAUACUGGGACCAUGAGAUUAGGGCGGCUUGUGGGUCGCGCACGGGAGAAAGUAAUGGGGCCGUAAGACGCUCCGCUGGCCCCUGCUCGGGGAGAGCCACUGCGUGGUGCCUGGUUCCUCUACGAGGAGAGAAAGUUCUUACUUAACCGUCUGAAGAGAACCAAAAAGACAGGCACCAUUGGCAGAAAGAUAGAGAGUUUUAUAGACCGUGUAUAGAUAAUGGGACAAUGGAAA